Adineta ricciae is the source of this 960-nucleotide messenger RNA. NCBI's taxonomy places the organism in Eukaryota, Metazoa, Rotifera, Eurotatoria, Adinetida, Adinetidae. The record is from the annotation of a GenBank genome assembly.
AUGUCUCGGGAUUCCAAUGUUCUUGCUAUAUGGGGUAAUAAAGAUUCAAUGAAUUUAAACUCACUUGUGCUUAACAACAUCAUGGCAUCACAAUAUUUCAAAAAUAGUUUGUAUGAAAAGAAGACUUAUCAUGAAGUUGUCGAUGAAAUCUAUUAUCAAGUAAGACAUUUAGAACCAUGGGAAAAAGGCAGCCGUAAAACAUCAGGAUUAACUGGCAUGUGUGGUGGAGUUCGCGGUGUUGGCGGUGGUGGAAUUGUUUCAACGGCGUUUUGUCUGUUAUAUAAGCUGUAUACGUUAAAGCUGACACGUAAACAAGUUAUCAGUUUAACAACUCAUACUGAUUCAACGUACAUACGUGCCCUUGGCUUUAUGUAUAUUCGAUAUACGCAACCACCAAAUGAGUUAUUUGAAUGGUUUGAAGAAUAUCUUGAUGACACGGAGAGUUUAGAUGUUAAAGCUGGUGGUGGUUGCAUCAUGUCUAUAGGUCAAAUACUUCGUCAAUGGCUAACACGCAUUGAAUGGUACGAUACAUUGUUUCCUCGAAUACCAGCGAUAACUACGGUGCACAUUCAAGGUAUGUCAGGUGAAAAUAUGGGUAUGAUGGAUACGAAGAAGAAGAACAACAACAGCAUCGAGGCAGCUCAUCAAAUGCUAUCGAUAUGCCUGAAACAUUCGGUAACUAAACAUCACGCAUCAUCAUCAUCAGAUCCUUAUCGGGAUAAAAAAUAUCGAUCGUCUCGUGACGAUCGUUCCCGCACACGUUCACGUUCACGGUCAACCGAUCGUCGUCGACAUCACCAUCGUCAUCGGCGUGAUGAUAGUUCUGAGCGUCACAAAUCACAUAAAAACCAACGACGUAGUUCAUCACGUGAAGAUCGACGACGUCAGCAUUAUCGUUCACACACACGAUCUCGGUCACCUGACUAUCGUGAACGUUAUGAUAAACGAGAUCGUUCAUGA